Messenger RNA from Fusarium odoratissimum NRRL 54006, 852 nucleotides. RefSeq lists its product as uncharacterized. The coding region runs from base 1 to 852 and encodes 283 amino acids. The record is from RefSeq and is a predicted model, not a curated record. NCBI's taxonomy places the organism in Eukaryota, Fungi, Ascomycota, Sordariomycetes, Hypocreales, Nectriaceae. Gene Ontology annotation, molecular function: acetylpyruvate hydrolase activity. The transcript has 5 exons.
AUGGCCAAUUUCUCUGUACUUAUCAAGUUUGAGUCUGAAGAGGACCGGGAGACAUAUUUCGCCGAUCUUGGUCCCGAUGCCCGAGGCCCGCCGACUGUUGGGACCAAAGUCAGCGCGGUCAAGUCGUUACAAGACUUGACGGAUAACCAUGAGACCAGAACAGUAACAAUUCGUCGUCUGUUAGCACCACUGCCAAGAGAUGAUCUGCCUUUGUACUGCGUUGGAUUGAACUAUCGCAGUCAUGCCAAAGAAGCUUCGCUCACCUUGACAUCGGUUCCUCCUCUAUGGACCAAACCAGCUGCGUCCCUUGCAAACCCAGGCGAAGACAUCCCAAUCAAUGACUUCUGCGCAAAGAGUCUUCCAGACUACGAGGGCGAGCUUGUAUUUGUCACCUCUAAACAAUGUCGCGACAUUUCUCCCAAGGAAGCCAAGGACUACAUCCUAGGGUACACCGUGGGCAAUGAUAUUUCUUGCCGCAUGUACCAGCUUCCCAAGCAUUCAGCCGGUCAAUUCUUCUUCGCCAAGGCUUUCGACAAGUUUGCCCCCAUUGGUCCUGCUUUGAUCAGCCCAGCCAUAUUUGGUGAUGGUUCAGGCUUUUCAGUAGAAGCAAAGGUCAAUGGAGAGGUCAGGCAGGUAGCGGAGUUUAAGAAGGAUAUGGUGUUCUCGCCGGAGCAGAUUCUUAGCCAUAUGAGUCAAGGAACAACCAUACCGGCUGGUACAGCGGUCAUGACUGGAACACCCGCUGGAGUGGGUGCUUUCCAUAGUCCCAAGGUGUUUCUCAAAGAUGGCGACGUGCUCGAAGUCACCAUGGCGCGGGUUGGAACGUUGCGGAAUGUUAUCAAGUUUCAGUAA